Branchiostoma belcheri (Belcher's lancelet) is the source of this 5133-nucleotide messenger RNA. RefSeq names its product IgGFc-binding protein-like. Lineage: Eukaryota; Metazoa; Chordata; Leptocardii; Amphioxiformes; Branchiostomatidae. The transcript is spliced from 38 exons. The record is from RefSeq and is a predicted model, not a curated record. The coding region runs from base 1 to 5133 and encodes 1710 amino acids. Gene Ontology annotation, cellular component: extracellular matrix.
AUGGCGUCCUCGAGCGCCACCUUGCGGCUGACGUUUGUGCUGCUGCUCCUGAUGCUUAUCGUGGAUUUUCGGGCUGAGGUUGCCAAAGUGGUGGAAAAGGUGGAGGUGGAAGUAGCCAUCAUUCCGGUGGCCACAGCCACAGUAGCCAUGGCCACAGCCAUGGAAGCCAUGGUAAACAUAGCCACGGAAGCCAUCAUCAUUCUGGUGAACAUGGCAGCCACCGUCAUUCUGGCAAACACAGUCACAGCAGCCAUCAUUCUGGCAAACACAGUCAUAGCAGCCACAGGUCAUCAUCUGAAGAGGGUGGACGAGCUCAACAGUGGUGCUCGCAACCUUACCAUUUACAAUGACACAAACAAGACGUCUGCUGAUGUGUUUUUUUCUUUCACAUCUGCAGGAGGCUACAAAGGCUGUUACGUGGACCAAAGAAACCGAGUGUUCCCACAUGCACAAACGUCUUCCAACAGCAUGACAACAGCUGUUUGCGUGGCCCACUGCCGGAAGAAUGGGUACGCCUACGCAGGAACACAGUACGCAAGUCAGUGCUUCUGUGGGACGGCGGCGGAGUUUGCCAGGCUGCGGUCUUCAGGGGGCUGCAACAAACGGUGCAAAGGGAACAGUAAAGAGAUCUGCGGAGGAACAUGGCGGAUGUCGGUUUACGUGAUUUCGGGCGGCGGUGGUGGUGGAGGAGGUGGAGGAGGCAGAACACACUACCGAGUCUACAAUGAAGCCAAGACGUACACCGAGGCCCAGAAGCGGUGUGAACAGAAUGGAGGUAGCCUGGCCGACCUGAAAACAGCUGAAAUCGCCGCCCUGGUCGGCAGGAUGGUGGACAGUAGCAAGAACUACUGGAUCGGGCUGAAUGACCUCUAUCACGAAGGACGCUGGCAUUGGUCUGACGGCGUGCCACUGGACAGCUGCAGCUACAGGAACUGGUAUCCUGGAGAACCCAACAACCUCGGGAACGAGGACUGUGCGCAUCUGUGGGCAGGCAGGGGCGGCAAGUGGAACGACCUGGCCUGCAGCUCAAAACAGUACUUCAUCUGUCAAACAGGAGAUAGGGUGACUACUGGAUGUACAGGUUCUCCAGUUUCGAAGCCGGAGUACAAGGGCUGUUACCGGGACGCGCCUACUCGCAGGUUCCCGAAUGCUUACGAAUCAAGCUCCCAGCAGUCCACAGCGAGAUGUGUGAGCCAUUGUAAGAGCAGGGGGUUCAGCUAUGCAGGCACACAGUACUCGCACCAGUGUUUCUGUGGGACCGAUCAAAACUUCCAGAACAUCGUAAGGUUCAAAGUGCCAGACUCGUACUGCAACAAGGUCUGCCGGGGGAACCCUAGCGAGAAGUGCGGAGGAACAUGGCUGUUGUCUGUGUACAAAAUAGCCGGUGGGCCUAAAGGACCAGGUCCUGUCAACUCCCUAUGCCUGGGCCAGCUGACCUGCCCAAAAGUGGGCAUGUGCCAGGCGUGGGGCGAUCCUCACUACAUCACGUUCGACAACCGCCGCCACGACUUCCAGGGAACGUGUAAGUACGUCCUGGUGCGUCACGCCGACUUCACGGUGGCAGUUCGUAACGUCCACCGUCCCGGCAAGAGCCAGCGGGUGGCCUUCUGCGACCACGUGGAGGUGACUGUGUACGGGUUCAAGAUUGAAAUCCGCAGCGGCAGCGGUAGAGAGGUCCUGGUGAACGGACGCCGGCGGAACCUCCCAGCCUGCCUGAACCGGAAGGUCGCCAUCUCCAUCAGCGGGCUGAACGUGCAGGUCCAGACCGACCACUGCUUCACACUGACGUACGACGGGAACCACCGGGUGCAGAUCACCGUUCCGGAGUCGUACAAGGGAAAGCUGAGCGGAAUGUGCGGAAACUACAACGGCCGACCGAACGACGACAACCUCAUGCCGACAGGACAGGUCGCCUCCACUUCCCUUCUGUUCGGCAACAGCUGGAUCGCUCCGGAUGACAGAACCUGCCCUGACACGCGGCCGCAGGACAAUUUUGGACCCGGUGACAUCAGUUCGGGUGACCGGGGAACGUACCUGCAUCCCACCAAGUGUGGACUCCUCAAAGCCUCGAACGGACCGUUCCGCAGCUGCAAUGCCCUCCUGCCUCCUACUGAGUACGUGGAUACGUGUGUGUUUGAUCUGGCUGCGUUCCGGGGAGAACAGGUGGUCCUGUGUCAGAACCUGCAGGCGUACGCAGACGCGUGCGUGUCGGCAGGGGGGAAACCGCAACCGUGGAGAAGGCCUGGCUUCUGUGCGGUCCCGUGCCCUGCUAACAGCCGCUACUCGGCCUGCGCCUCUCCCUGUCCCCGCACGUGCGCGGAUCCCGGCCCGAGGCCCUGCACCAAGAACUGCGUGGAGUCCUGCGUCUGUGAUACCGGCUACGUCCUCAGUGGCGCAAGAUGCGUGCCGUUGAGCAGCUGCGGAUGCGUGAAGGACGGGAACCUGUAUGAGAAAAAUGAAGUCUGGACAUCAGGAAACGAGAGAUGUACUUGUCUGCCGAACAAAAAUAUCAAGUGUGAGAGGGUGACAGAACCGCCUCCUGUCAACCCCGUGUGUCUGGGUAACCUCAGAUGUCCUGGCAGACCGGGUCAGUGCAAGGCGUGGGGCGAUCCUCACUACAUCACGUUCGACAACCGCCGCCACGACUUCCAGGGAACGUGUAAGUACGUCCUUGUGCGUCACGCCGACUUCACGGUGGCAGUCCGUAACGUCCACCGUCCCGGCAAGAGCCAGCGGGUGUCCUUCUGCGACCACGUGGAGGUGAACGUCCACAACUACGAGAUACAGAUCCGCAGCGGCACGGGCAAGGAAGUACUGGUGAACGGGUACCGCCGCAGCCUGCCGGCGUGCCUGGGCCGGAAGGUCGCCAUCUCCGUGAGCGGGAAACACGUGCUGAUCCAGACGGACCAGUGUCUGUCCGUCCUGUACGACGGGAGGCACAGCGUCAUCGUCAGGCUUCCUACGGCGUACAAGAGCAAGGUUAGCGGAAUGUGCGGAAACUAUAACGGCCGACCGAACGACGACAACCUCAUGCCGACAGGACAGGUCGCCUCCACUUCCCUUCUGUUCGGCAACAGCUGGAUCGCCCCUGAUGAUGAGACGUGCCCCGAUACAAGACCUCAAGACAACUUUGACUCCAACGACAUCACCGCGGGAGACAGAAAGCUGUACGGGCGGCCUGAUAAGUGCGGCCUUCUCCAGCAACGAAAUGGACCAUUCGGGGCCUGUUCCUCAGUGCUGAACCCGUCGACGUAUUUCGAGUCCUGCGUGUUCGACAUGGCGGCUUACCGCGGGGAUGAGGACAUGUUAUGUGAGAAUCUGGAGGCCUACAGCGACGACUGCACGGCGGCGGGGGGGAAGCCCGGGAGGUGGAGGACUGCAAACCGAUGCCCGAUGCCGUGCCCUGAACACAGCAGCUACAACCCGUGCGGCUCUGCCUGCCCACUGACAUGUGCCGAGCCCAACCCGCGGCCCUGCGUCAGGAUAUGUGUUGAGUCGUGCGUGUGUGACCAGGGCUACGUCCUCAGCGGGUCCGUCUGUGUACCGAGGAGCAGCUGUGGGUGCUCCAGCAACGGGAACUAUUACCAGAAAAAUGAAGUGUGGAGAACUGGGAACAAAAUCUGUAAGUGUACCAACAGCAGGAUUACCUGUGAGGCCGAACCAAGUUCGAGUUGGGACACGUGUCCAGGGUCCCUUUCUUUCGUCACCAUCGGCUGGAGCGGCGUGUGGGGCGUGAACUCCCGCGGCGUUGUGUUCUACCGGGUCGGCACGGCGGGGAAGGAGGGCCACUUCGGGAGGGAGUGGAAGCAGAUAGACGGGAACCUCGCCCAGAUCAGUUCCGGCAAGGGCAUCGUCUGGGGGGUCAACUCAAGAGGCAAAAUCUAUGUGCGAAUCGGCAUCACGGAAAAGGUAUCGCACGGAAAGGACUGGAGGCUGGUGACAGGGCAGCCGCUGAGGUCGGUGUGCGUCAGUUCCUCCAGUAACUUCGUCUGGGGCGUCAGCACGACGGGCACCGUCUGGAGGAGGACGGGGAUAACAACCGGCAACCUCAUUGGAAUAACGGCCCAGAGGCCGCAGGGAACAGCCUGGCGAUUGGUCGGAGGAAGCCUCACCCAGAUCUACGUCAGUUCGUCGUCCAAUCGCGUGUGGGGAUGCGGACUGAGUCAUCACAUCUACCUCCGUGUGGGAAUCACGUGGAGCUCCGGUCCCGUGGACGUCCCCGAGCCCACCUGUCACUCCAAGGCGGACAUCCAUGUGCUAGUGGACGGGUCCAAGAGCGUGCAGCAGCGCAACUUCCCGUCAGUACGGCAGUUCAUCCUGAAGCUGGCGGCAGGGUUCGAGAUCGGACCCGGCAAGGCCAGGAUCGGCGUCUACCAGUUCGCUAAGGACAUGCAGACCGAGUUUAAGAUGAACCAAUACAACAACAGAGCGGCUUUGUUGGGAGCUAUCAGGAAGAUUGAGUACAUGAAUAAACUGUGGACCAGGACUGGACAGUCUCUGAAGGCGGUCUACAAUGAGUUCACCAAGGCAAAUGGUGCUCGAGAUGAUGCUGAAAAGAUCAUCAUCUUAGUGACAGACGGGAAGGCCACCGAUCAAGUGAGAGAGCCUGCGCAAUACGUCAAGAACAAGGGUGCUCACGUGUUCACUGUGGGCGUGGCCAAGUACAAACUGAGCGAACUUCAGCUCAUCGCGUCUAAUAACGACUACGUGGCGACUGCUGAUGAUUUUGAGGACUUGGACCGGAUCAGAGACAAAGUGCUAGAAGUCGUCUGUAACGCGAAGACGUACUCCGAGGCCCAGAGGAAGUGUGAACAGAACGGCGGUAGCCUGGCCGACCUGAAAACAGCUGAAAUCUCCGCCGUGGUCGUCAAGACGGUGGACAGUAGCAAGAACUACUGGAUCGGGCUAAACGAUCUUGGGCACGAAGGACGCUGGCAUUGGUCUGACGGCGUGCCGCUGGACAGCUGUAGCUUCAAGAACUGGUAUCCUGGAGAACCCAACAACGUCGGGAACGAGGACUGUGCGCAUCUGUGGGCCGGCAGGGGCGGCAAGUGGAACGAUCUGGCCUGCAACUCAAAACAGUACUUCAUCUGUCAAACAGUUUCCCUGAAGCCUGAGUACAAGGACUGUUGA